Messenger RNA from Staurois parvus, 2619 nucleotides. NCBI's taxonomy places the organism in Eukaryota, Metazoa, Chordata, Amphibia, Anura, Ranidae. The record is from the annotation of a GenBank genome assembly.
UUUGUAUUGCUUUCACAGGAAGGAGAUAAUUGGGAAAUCAUAGAAGGACUGAAGAUAGGACAGACCAGUGUGCAGAAGCCAGAAAAACAUGAAGGAUUUAUGUUAAAGAAGAGAAAAUGGCCAUUGAAAGGCUGGCACAAAAGAUUUUUCGUGUUAGAAAAUGGAAUAUUGAAAUAUUCAAAAUCGCCCAUCGAUACUCAGAAAGGAAAAGUACAUGGAAGUAUUGAUGUUGGCUUGUCUGUCAUGUCCAUUAAGAAGAAGGCACGGAGGAUAGACCUGGACACAGAGGAGAACAUCUACCAUCUUAAGGUAAAAUCUCAGGAUACAUUUGAUGCAUGGGUGUCGAAGCUAAGGCAUCACCGACUUUACCGGCAAAAUGAAAUUGUGCGGUCACCUAGAGAUGCCAGCUUUCAUAUGUUUCCAUCAACAUCAACCACUGAGUCCUCACCAGCAGCUAAUAUUACAGUGCCAGAGGGAAAGGUUCCACAGAAUAACUUCACGUGGCAGUCUCCCAUCCCAUGCAGCAACAGCCUUCCAUGUACCACCGGUCAGAGUAAGGUUGUGGCAUGGCUACAGGACUCGGAGGAGAUGGAUAAAUGUGCCGAGGAUUUGGCCCAGUGUCAGUCCAACCUGAUUGAGCUUAGCAAACUACUUCAUAAUCUGGAAAUGCUGCAAAGGACCCAGUCUGCACCCAAUUUCAUUGACAUGCAGGCUAACUGUGUAGAUAUGUCAAAGAAAGACAAGCGCACGGCGAGGAGGUGGAGAACAAAAAGUGUCAGCAAAGAUGCAAAAAUACAACUUCAGGGUACCUCUAGCGCUUCAAUGUCUCCGGUCCGUCUGCACGCCUCUAACCCUAACCUCUAUGCCGAUGUGGAGUUCCAGAAUCCCCCAAGUCAUGUAGCUGAUGCCCUGGAAUUUGCAUCUGACUAUACCAAGCUGCAGGAAGAGUUCUGCUUAUUAGCACAGAAAGUCCAUUCUCUGCUGAAAUCCGCCUACAACACAAUUGCUAUUGAGAAGGAAAAGAUGAAGCAGAUGGUUUCUGAUCAGGAUUACAGCAGCCACAAUACACAGCUCGCACGUCUCAGACAGUCCCUUUCUCAGGCCCUGAACCAAAAUUCUGAAUUGCGAAGCCGUCUGAACAGAAUACAUACAGAGUCUGUCAUCUCUGACCAAGUUGUUAGUGUUAACAUUAUAGCAAGUCCAGAUGAGCCUGGAGAACAAAUGCAUGUCAAUCUGCCUCUGUCCCAACAGGUGUCUAAUGAGGGCAGGAUGUCUAUGUCCGAAUCGGCGUCUGAAUUCUUUGAUGCACAGGAAGUGCUCCUGUCUGCUAGUUCAUCUGAGAAUGAGGCAUCCGAUGACGAGUCAUACAUCAGCGAUGUCAGUGAUAACAUCUCUGAAGAUAACACCAGCUUUGCGGAUAAUGUAUCCCGUCAGAUUCUCAAUGGAGAACUGUUAGGUGGUGCUUUUAGAACCGGACGACGGAUGAGCCUUCCUGCACCUUCACCUGACACCAGCAAUAUCAAUCUUUGGAAUAUUCUAAGGAAUAAUAUUGGCAAAGACCUGUCCAAAGUCUCCAUGCCAGUGGAACUGAAUGAGCCUCUUAAUACUUUACAGCACCUUUGUGAAGAAUUGGAGUACAGCGAGCUGUUGGAUAAGGCCGCUGAGAUUGAUGAUCCUCAUGAACGUAUGGCCCUUAUUGCUGCAUUUGCAGUCUCAGGAUAUGCUGCCACGUAUUACCGAGCUGGGAGCAAGCCUUUCAACCCUGUGCUCGGUGAGACAUAUGAAUGUAUAAGAGAAGACAAAGGAUUUCGAUUUUUUUCUGAACAGGUUAGCCAUCAUCCCCCAAUUUCAGCCUGUCACUGUGAGUCAAAGAAUUUUGUCUUCUGGCAAGACAUCAGAUGGAAAAAUAAAUUUUGGGGAAAGUCCAUGGAAAUAUUGCCUUUUGGAACAGUGAAUGUUAUCCUUCCAAAGUACGGAGAUUGUUACGUCUGGAACAAAGUUACGACAUGCAUACACAACAUCCUAAGUGGGAGGAGAUGGAUAGAACAUUAUGGUGAGAUCACCAUACGGAACACAAAGAACAGUGUUUCUAUGUGCAAAAUGACAUUUAUCAAGGGGAAUUAUUGGAGCUCCAGUGUAAAUGAAAUCCAUGGAGUGGUAAUGGAUCAAGAAGGGAAGGUUGUGCAUCGGCUCUUUGGGAAGUGGCAUGAGGCUCUGUACUGUGGAGAUGCUCCUGCAGCUAAAUGCAUAUGGAGGCCAGGUUCAAUGCCAAGUAACUAUGAACUUUAUUAUGGCUUUACAAGAUUUGCCAUUGAACUAAAUGAACUAGAUCCAGUAAUGAAGGAUUUCCUUCCAAAAACUGAUGCAAGGUUUCGGCCUGAUCAAAGAUUACUUGAAGAAGGGAAUGUUGAAGCUGCUGGAACAGAGAAGCAGAGAAUAGAAGAACUACAGAGAACCAGGAGAAAAUACCUGGAAGACAACCAUAUAGAAUAUACGCCAAAAUAUUUCCGGAAGGUGGUUGACACCCAUAAUAAGGAGACAUGGGUUUCCAACGACACCUACUGGGAACUACGCAAGGAGCUUGGUUUUAGCAAAGUUGAUUUACCUGUUCUUUGGUAA